Messenger RNA from Fomitopsis serialis, 1165 nucleotides. RefSeq lists its product as uncharacterized. Bases 214 to 843 code for a protein of 209 amino acids. Lineage: Eukaryota; Fungi; Basidiomycota; Agaricomycetes; Polyporales; Fomitopsidaceae. The transcript is spliced from 6 exons. The record is from RefSeq and is a predicted model, not a curated record.
GCGUCUGUCUCCCUCUCCUUGGCCCACAGCCCGGGCCAGGCUCGAUGCAAGCCGCCUCUCCAGAGCUCCAGCCCCUGCCCGCGCACGGCCCCCGUUGCGCGAGUGCGCCCACUAACCCGCCAGCCAUCGACGCUGGCAUUCGCCGAGCAGUCCAGCUGAACGCGCUCGACCGUUUGGGCAGUCCGCGUCACCCUCUGCAGCAGCCCGCAGCCCAUGCCCCCACCGUCUCUCUGGGACCGAGCAAAGCAGCUCUACAGUUCUCCCCCAGCCCUGAUGUCCGCCCACUCGCCCCAGGACGGCCCUGCGCGGCCCCCCGUCUCCCUCCGCUCCCCGACUGCGGUCAUACACCUCGAGUACGCGAGCACCAGCCCGCCCCCGGUGCCCUCCCCGGAAUGGACGCGCUUCGUCUGCAUCAGCGACACCCACUCCCGCAUGGUCCACCGGACGAUGGAGUGGAUAGGCGACCUCCCGCAUCGGACGAAGAUUAUCAUCGCAGGCAACCACGACCUCCCGCUCGACUACCACGACGACUGGUACGACAAGAACUACACCCGCUGGCACGGCAUGUCCAAGCAGAACAUCGGCCUGAUCCAGGAUCUCAUACAAGGCCGCAGGGCGACCAAGUCCGGCAUCGUAUACCUCGAAGACGAGUCUUAUGAGUUCCGCGCCAAGCCGGACGGGCGGAAAUGGACCGUGUACGGCUCGCCGGUCAUGGUCCCCUACUUCCACAACUGGGCGUUCAACUACCAGCGCGGAGAGGAGGCCGAGAAGCUUAUGGCCGCGGUCCCCAAGACGGACAUACUGUCAGGACCCAUUUGCAUUCAGACGCGAUGCCGUGGAUGACGAGCCAGUUCCCUUCACACAGGUUGACGCAUACACCGCCCCACGACAUCAUGGACAAGACAGUCGGGGACGAGCACGUCGGGUGCGAGGCGCUCGCCGCCCGCCUCCCCGCCAUCCGGCCGCGCCUCCAUGUCUUCGGGCACAUCCACGAGGACCACGGCGCGCUCGUCCACGAGUGGCCCGCCGCCGACGCCGAGCCAGAGCCACAGCCCGAGGGCGAUGCCGAGGGCGCGGAGGGCGCUGACUCGGGCCAGAAGGCUGAGCAAACCAUCUUCGUGAACGCCGCGAACUGGCCCAUGGGCCCGAAGGCAUACCGCCCGGG